AUGUGCUCCCUCUCGCAUAGAUGGCUUGCUCAUAAUCCCUGGCGAGUACUCCGGCACGAAACUCACGUUGUCCCUCGAACACCGCACACGACACACGGGCUUCGGUUACAGUCCACGGCCGCACCAUCUCAUGAACAACCCUCGCGUCGGCGACGCGUCAGCGGCUGGGUCGUCUACCCAACUACGCUCGCAGCGCUGUUUGGAGUCGGCUUCGUAGCGUAUCAUUACAACCAGCCAUUCCGACAUGCUACUCUUGCGGUGGUACGAUGUUCGAGGGUAGCCGAGGCUGCAAUACUGAGCGCGAUAGACUACAAAAUCACGUUUGCCAAAAGCCACGCAUCCGAUGACACAAAACGAGAGGCUACCUCGCAAUGUCACAAGCGCAGCGCGGAGCGAGUCCUGAAGGCCCUUCUCGCGAAUGGAGGCAUCUUCAUCAAGCUGGGGCAGCACAUUGCGUCUCUCGUAGUACUCCCCGUCGAAUGGACGAGCACCAUGCGUCCGUUGCAAGACAAGUGUGAACCGACGCCAUACGAGGAUAUCGAGAACUUUUUCCUGACAGAUAUGCAUCGGCCCCUUCACCAGUACUUCGACGACUUCGAUCCGGACCCAAUAGGCGUAGCGAGCCUUGCCCAGGUGCACAUAGCGCGGUGGAAGGAGACCGGGGACUUGGUGGCUGUUAAGUUGCAACAUCCGCAUCUACAAGAGUUCGCUGAGAUCGACAUGGAAAUGGUCGAAGUGUCUCUUGGCUGGAUCAAGCAUUGGUUCCCUGACUUCGAGUUCACCUGGCUCGGAGAGGAGAUGCGGGAAAACCUUCCCAAGGAGAUGGACUUCUCACAUGAAGCUCGUAAUGCUAUUCGUACUGUCAAUGAGUUCCACGAUAUCCGGACAUCAUUGUAUAUCCCGAGGGUAUUUACCGCGGACAAGAGAGUCCUCAUCAUGGAGUUCAUCAAGGGAGGCCGCGUAGACGACCUCAAGUACCUGGCAGAUCACAACAUUGACAGGAACAAGGUCGCACUGGAGCUGGCCAGGAUAUUUGGGCAGAUGGUUCACUUGAACGGGUGGUUCCAUGCCGAUCCCCACCCAGGAAACCUACUCAUCCGACCGGCCCCAAUUACCUCGAAGUCUCCGUACAACUUCGAAAUCGUGCUGUUGGAUCAUGGACUGUAUUUCGACCUUGACAGGGAACUUCGCAUCAACUACAGCAAGUUCUGGCUCUCCCUCAUUGCAUCUGCUUCACCCACCGCUGCGGCAGACCGCCGGAAGUAUGCUAAGCUGGUCGGUAACAUUGAUGACGAUUUGUACCCCGUCUUCGAAGCUGCCCUUACUGGCAGAGCUGCUCUCGACGAGGCCUGGACUGGUACCGAGGACCCGUUGAGCGGUACGAAAGUCCGACGUGCAACCAGCAUGAUUGACCUCACUGCCCAGACGGAGGAAGAGAUGGAGAUAAUCCGACUCGCAGUGGUAGAGAAGGAGGGCCUCUUGCUCUCCGUCUUCGACGUCCUGAGGAGGGUCCCGAGAAGGGUUCUGAUGGUCCUGAAGCUCAACGACUUGACGCGGAGCUUGGAUCGGGCUCUUGCGACGACACAUUCGAAUGUUCGCGUCUUCCUUGUCAGCGCGAAGUACUGCACUCGGGCUGUCUGGGACGACACUAGGCGACAACUCAUAUCCCAAAUGCGCGAAAGGGGCCUUAUGUCGUUCGGGUUGCUCUACGAUUACUUCGCGGGCUGGUGGGGUUACCAACGCAUGUACAGCACCCUAGUGAUCGCUGAGACCUGGAUGGAUCUGCAAGCAUAUAUGGUCAAGACGAAGGCAUGGCUCUGGGGCCUCUACGCCGUCGGAGGCCUGCAAGGUGCCCAUAAGGCGGCCUCCGGCCUAGCAUAG
Messenger RNA from Rhodofomes roseus, 1881 nucleotides. RefSeq names its product ABC1-domain-containing protein. Gene Ontology annotation, biological process: lipid homeostasis; mitochondrion organization. The record is from RefSeq and is a predicted model, not a curated record. Gene Ontology annotation, cellular component: mitochondrial inner membrane. The transcript is spliced from 11 exons. NCBI's taxonomy places the organism in Eukaryota, Fungi, Basidiomycota, Agaricomycetes, Polyporales, Fomitopsidaceae. The coding region runs from base 1 to 1881 and encodes 626 amino acids.